Messenger RNA from Lodderomyces oxycetoniae, 1431 nucleotides. RefSeq lists its product as uncharacterized. The transcript has a single exon. Gene Ontology annotation, cellular component: cytoplasm. NCBI's taxonomy places the organism in Eukaryota, Fungi, Ascomycota, Pichiomycetes, Serinales, Debaryomycetaceae. The record is from RefSeq and is a predicted model, not a curated record. The coding region runs from base 1 to 1431 and encodes 476 amino acids. Gene Ontology annotation, molecular function: flavin adenine dinucleotide binding; electron-transferring-flavoprotein dehydrogenase activity.
AUGCCUGAUCUAGCUAGAGUCAAAACUUUUUCUCAACUAUCGAGAUCAACAACAGCAACUGAAAAUUUACCUAGAUUUUCAAACGUAGCUUCUUCAUUUACUUCAAAUAUACUAAUUGUAGGUGGCUCAUACUCGGGACUUGCUGCACUUCGAUCCUUGCAAACCAAAUUAUCUCAACGUUUCAUACAAUUGCAAGCAAAAGAGAAACAAAAUCUGGCACCAAUAACUAUAACCUUGGUUGAGCCAAAGAAUGGGCUAUUGAACAUCAUUGGUAUCCCCAAAUCCGUAGUGGAUCCUAAAUUUGCCAAAACUCAAUAUAUCCCGUUUUGUCAGUUGAAACAUGUCAAAUUCACAACUAUCAUAUCCAACGAUGACAAGAGUAUCUAUAAUGAAGGCAGGGUUGAUGAUAACGGGGAAUCUGAAUCUUGGUAUGAUGACAAAAAAAACGACACGUUUGAAGGUGUAAACGUGAGGUUUGUUCAAGGGAAAGUAACGCAUUUGGACCAGUAUAGAGCACAAUAUGUCCUAAACAAUGUUGCUGACCUGGGUUCUCAUGAGGGUACAAUUGAAUUUGAUUACGUGAUUUUAGCAAGCGGCAGAGAUAGGGCCUGGCCCGUAACGCCGCGAGCAAACACAAUGAGUGAAUACAUGGAGGAUAUGGAACGUAUUUGUAACAUGAUCCGUGAUGCCAAUAACAGUUCCGUAAUCGGAGCCGGUGCAGUAGGGAUUGAACUUGCUGCAGAUAUAAAGACAAAAUUUCCCGAAAAAACAGUUAAUUUGAUACACCCAUAUGAACAUUUCCCGUCUGAACCACAGUUGAGUACAGAGUUCAAACAAAUGGUUCAAGAUUCAAUAGAAAGAUCCGGAGUCAAUGUUUAUCUCAACACAAGGAUCAAUACGUCAUUAUCGGCAUCAGAAUCAUCACAAUCAUCAACAUUUUUGUCAUCAUAUAAGGGAGAUUUAGUCACACAAGAUACAAAAAAAGUUAUACAUUCAGAUUUGAAUCUUUGGUGCACUUCCAAAACCAACAACAUUUCGUUUUUAUCGUCAGAUUUGGCUUCAAAAUAUGUUACAAACGGUGAUAUUGACGUAAAUGAUUAUUUACAGUUAUCAUCCUCAUCUUCACCAACAAUUCCUAAUUUUUUUGUCUUGGGAGAUUUGGUUAAUUUGCCAAUAAUAAAAUCCGCUGGGUGGGCAAUGUACAUGGGAAGACAAACUGCCAAUAAUAUCACAAGCAUGAUUUUUGAAAACGGUCAAUUAGUUGAGCCCAUGGCUGAUUUGAAAAACGUCCCAAAGGGGAUGGUGCUAGUGGGUGGAAACGAUGAAAUCAUUAGUGAAUUGGCCGGAGAAGUACAAUUGAACCACGAAUGGUAUAAAAAGGAAUAUUUAGACUAUUGUAUAGGUAAAAUUAGAGCUACGCUAGAUGUAUAG